UGCUGCGGCCCUGCUGCUCACAGCACAUGCCUCCCCUCCCCAGGUCGCGGCCCAGCUAACCCCCAGGGCUCCCCCUGGCAGCGGACAGGGAAGGGUUAAAGGCCCCCAGCUCCCUGCCCCCUGCCCUGGGGAACCCCUGGCCCAGUGGGGACAUGAACUGUGUUUGCCGCCUGUUUCUGGUCGUACUGAGCCUGUGGCCAGAUAGAGCUCUUGCCCCUGGGCCACCUCCUGGUCCUCCUCGAGCUUCUCCAGACCCUCGGGCCGAGCUGGACAGCACCGUCCUCCUUACCCGCUCCCUCCUGGCGGACACUCGGCAGCUGGCUGCACAGCUGAGGGACAAAUUCCCAGCCGAAGGGGAUCACAACCUUGAUUCUCUACCCACGCUGGCCAUGAGUGCGGGUGCCCUGGGAGCCCUGCAGCUCCCUGGUGUGCUGACACGACUUCGAACUGACCUGCUUUCCUACCUGCGCCAUGUACAGUGGCUGCGCCGGGCAGGUGGCCCUUCCCUGAAGACCCUGGAGCCUGAGCUGGGCGCCCUGCAGGCCCGACUGGACCGGCUACUGCGCCGGCUGCAGCUCCUGAUGUCCCGCCUGGCCCUGCCCCAGGCACCCCCAGACCCACCAGUGCCCCCUCUGGUCCCACCUGCCUCAGCCUGGGGAGGUGUCAGGGCGGCCCAUGCCAUCCUGGGGGGGCUGCAUCUGACACUGGACUGGGCCGUGAGGGGACUGCUGCUGCUGAAGACGCGGCUGUGACUGGGACCCAAAAUCACCAUCGUCCUUCAAAGACAGAUCUUAUUUAUUUAUUUAUUUCAGGACUAGGGGCACAGCAGCCAGGUGCAACCCCCCCCCUUUCUCCCCCUAGCAAGAUAUGGUCCUUCCAUGAGAUCUGGGGGGGAAACAUCUGUGCUUUAUUUAUACUUAUUUAUUUAAGCAAUGGGAUGCAGGAAGUGAGAGUUCUCCUGGGUACCUGAGAAGGAGGAAACUGAGAUUCCAGGUUAUUGGCUCUCUGAGAAGUCUGUCCAUAGAGCCUUCCUGGCUCCUACCCUCAGGGCCCAGGCAGGAGCAUAUAUUAUUUAUUAAACAAUUACUUUUUGUGUUAGGGUGGGGAGGGAGGGAAGAGGGAAGCCUGGAUUUUUGUACAAAAAUGUGAGACAUCUUUGUGAGACAGAGAACAGGGAAUUAAGUUUGUCACACAUA
Molecule: messenger RNA, 1196 nt
Organism: Nycticebus coucang (slow loris)
Lineage: Eukaryota; Metazoa; Chordata; Mammalia; Primates; Lorisidae
Gene: IL11
Product: interleukin 11
Exons: 5
Coding region: 153-752 (199 amino acids)
Biological process (GO): positive regulation of cell population proliferation; positive regulation of MAPK cascade
Cellular component (GO): cytoplasm
Molecular function (GO): cytokine activity; growth factor activity
Source: RefSeq, a predicted model, not a curated record